Molecule: messenger RNA, 1068 nt
Organism: Hansenula ciferrii
Lineage: Eukaryota; Fungi; Ascomycota; Saccharomycetes; Phaffomycetales; Wickerhamomycetaceae
Gene: SGT2
Product: Sgt2p
Exons: 1
Coding region: 1-1068 (355 amino acids)
Biological process (GO): post-translational protein targeting to endoplasmic reticulum membrane
Cellular component (GO): TRC complex; membrane
Molecular function (GO): molecular adaptor activity; protein binding
Source: RefSeq, a predicted model, not a curated record
AUGUCAAGCAAAGAAACCGCUCUCCAAAUCAUAAAUUUCUUAAAGAGCUCCGUCUCAAACAAAGAAGUCUCUGAAGACUAUCUCGAAUCUAUAGAUGUCGCCAUUGACUGUAUCGCUGAUGCUUAUGAAGUUGAUAAAGAUCAAGAUCAAAAAACUGUCGAUUCAGAAUACAAUGGUAAAAGCUUGAAAGAAAUUUUAGCAGAAUUUAAAAAAGGUCAAUCAAGUGACUCUGCUGCUAAAAAAGUUCCAGUUCAUGUUGAAACAGAUGACGAAACUUUAAAAAAAGCUGAAGAAUUAAAAUUAGAAGGUAAUAAAGCUAUGGCCCGUAAAGAUUUUGCUGAAGCCAUCAAGAAAUAUACUGAUGCUAUUGAAUUAACUCCAAAGAAUGCUGUCUACUUAUCCAACAGAGCGGCUGCUCACUCUUCAACAAGAGAUCAUGAAUCUGCUAUUGCAGAUGCCGAAGCUGCCAUCAAAGUUGAUCCAAACUACUCAAAAGCCUAUUCAAGAUUAGGUUUAGCUAACUAUGCAUUGAAUAGACCAAAAGAAGCUUUUGAAGCAUACAAAAAAGGUUUAGAAAAAGAAGGUGAUAAACCAUCUGAAGCUAUGAAGAAAGGUUACGAAACUGCUAAAAAGAGAGUCGAAGAACAAUUAGACUUAUCUACAACUGAAGAAUCAACCCGUGAUACCAAUUCUGGAUCAGGUGCUUCAGGCGCUGCUCCUGGUGGAUUUCCAGAUCUUUCAUCACUCUUAGGUGGUGGUGCCGGUGGUGCUCCAAACUUUGCUGAAAUGAUGAAUAAUCCUCAAUUAAUGCAAUAUGCUCAACAAAUGAUGCAAAACCCAGGUGCUUUAGAAGGUUUAAUGAGUAAUCCAGCUAUCAGACAAAUGGCCUCCCAAUUUGGUUUAGGCGGUGGUGCUGGUGCUGGCGCCGGGGCUGAAUCAGGAUCAGGUGAACGUGAUGCUGGUGCUGGUGGUGCUCCAGAUUUAAGUAGUUUGUUAAACAACCCAGCCUUGAGAGAUUUGGCCAACAAUUUUAUGGGUGGUCAAAACAGAAAUAACGGUGGUAAUUAA